Molecule: messenger RNA, 575 nt
Organism: Tremella mesenterica DSM 1558
Lineage: Eukaryota; Fungi; Basidiomycota; Tremellomycetes; Tremellales; Tremellaceae
Exons: 7
Coding region: 38-526 (162 amino acids)
Biological process (GO): vesicle-mediated transport; protein transport
Cellular component (GO): intracellular membrane-bounded organelle; AP-1 adaptor complex
Molecular function (GO): clathrin-cargo adaptor activity
Source: RefSeq, a predicted model, not a curated record
UUCUUAUCUCGCCUUUUGAGAGGUAUAGAUCAUCACCAUGAUCAACUACGUAAUGCUAGUCUCCCGACAAGGGAAAGUCAGAUUGGCAAAGUGGUUCCAGACUUUACCUAGCAAGACAAAAACCAAGAUUGUUAAGGAUGUCACUCAGCUCGUCCUUGCUAGAAGAACGAGAAUGUGUAAUUUUCUUGAAUAUAAAGAUACCAAAAUCAUUUACCGUCGUUACGCCUCAUUAUUCUUCGUCUGCUCAAUUUCUACAUCCGACAACGAACUCAUCACACUCGAGGUGAUCCAUCGAUACGUCGAAGUGCUCGAUCGGUAUUUUGGUAAUGUGUGCGAACUGGAUUUGAUUUUCAACUUCCAAAAGGCGUAUGCUAUUUUGGACGAACUCAUCAUUGCUGGGGAAUUACAGGAAUCUUCUAAGAAGGCAGUGCUGCGGAUCGUCGCGCAGUCCGACGCGAUAGAAGAGGCCGAGACGUCGGAAGACUCUUUGGCUCGUUUGGGCAGUUUGACUGGUAUCCGGGCGUGAAUAGAUGAUAAUGUGCAAAUCCUCAUGGACCCAUGUAUACAAUACGCAC